UGGAAACCAGAUAAAGCAAAGAAGAAAAAGGCCGACCAUCUUCCCGGAAAAGAGAUGAAAAAGACUUAGAUAUAUUGGAAUAUAGCUCAAUUACUCAAUUAGCUGAUGUUUUAGUUUAGCCUUCCUUGUUUAUGCGAAGUACCUCUCAUCACUUGCAGCAGUUAAUGGCUUCCUCUUCUUCUUCUUCCAUUACUCCUAAACUAGAGCAUGAGGUUUUCCUUAGUUUCCAUGGUGUGGACACCCGAACAAACAUUACCAGCCAUCUGUAUGAAGCCUUUUGUCAGAAAAAGAUUAAAACUUUCAUUGAUGAUAAGCUUAAUAGAGGAGAAGAAAUUUCUCCCUCUCUUUUGAAGGCAAUUGAACAUUCAAAGAUCUCGGUUAUCAUUUUCUCUAAAGGUUACGCUUCCUCCAGAUGGUGUCUCAAAGAACUUGAAGAGAUUGUUAAAUGUAAGAACACGUAUGAUCAGAUCGUAAUACCAGUCUUCUAUCAAGUAGAUCCAUCUGAUGUCAGGAAUCAAACUGGGGAUUUUGGGAAAGCAUUUGCUGAGCUUGAAAAGCGUUUUAUGGAUGAUUCAGAAAUGUUGCAGAGAUGGAGGACUGCUUUGAGGGAUGCAGCCAGCAUUUCUGGUUAUGAUUCAAAGAACUCUAGGAAUGAGACAACACUGAUAAAAGAUCUUGUCAACGAUGUAUGGAAGAAAUUGGAUUACAACUCCUCUGUUAUUCCUUCCAAAUACCUAGUUGGACUAGAGUCAUCAAUCGAAGAGAUUGAAAAUUUAUUAUGUUCAAAGGGUGUUUGCAAGCUAGGAAUUUGGGGCAUCGGGGGCAUAGGAAAAACUACUCUUGCUGAUGCUAUAUUUAAAAAAAUCUCUAAACAAUUUGAAGAAUCUUACUUCAUUUCAAAUAUUAGAGAAGAAUCAGAAAAAAGUGGGGGACUAAAUGACUUAUGCCAAAAACUGAGUUCUGCAGUUUUAGAGGAUGAACAUCUCAAUCAUAGAUUCACCUUCACAAGAAGAAGUCUUAUUAGUAGAAAAAAAGUUCUUAUUGUAUUUGAUGAUGUAACGAAUUUAAAUCAAAUGCAAUGUUUAAUGGCAAUUUUUGGUGAGUUGGAUUCAUACAAUCGAAUCAUUAUAACGUCAAGGGAUAAACAUGUGCUAAGAAAUUGUGAAGUGGAUCACAUUCAUGAGAUGACAAAGUUAUCUCCUGAUGAUGCUUUUCAACUUUUUGCCCUACAUGCCUUUAGAGGAAACCCUCCAACAGAAGAUUAUAUCAAGCUAUCAUUUGAAGUAGUAGAUUAUGCUAAAGGUCUUCCACUAGCUCUUGAAGUUUUAGGUUCUUUUCUAUUCACUAGGACAAAGAGAGAAUGGGAAAGUGUAUUAGAAAACUUGAAAACAAGUCCUCCUGUGGAUGUCCAAAAAGUGUUAAAAAUAAGUUACGAAGGAUUAGAUGAUAAACAGAAGUGUGUAUUUUUGGAUAUUGCACGUUUUUUUAAAGGGUGUAAAAGAGAUUUUGUAGAAGCAAUCUUGAAUGAUCGUAACUUAGACGCUUAUAUUUGUAUAAAUGUUCUCAUUGAAAGGUGUCUUAUAACUACUUCAUAUGACACCAUAACAAUGCAUGAUUUACUUGAAGAAAUGGGUAGAGAAAUUGUUCGGCAAGAAUCAAUUGAUAAUCCUGGCGAACGUAGUCGGUUGUGCGAUCAUGAUGAUAUAUUUUCAGUAUUGAAGAAUAAUACGGGAACUAGAGCAAUUCGAAGCAUAUGCUUGGAUAUGUCUAAAGUAGAAGAGUUGCAUUUAAAUCGUGAAGUUUUCAACAACAUGCAAAAUCUACGAUUCUUGAAAUUUUAUAGGUCUCAACAUGGAAAGAAGGUGCCUGAAUCUGAUUCCUCUGCAUUGCGUCGUAUCUUGAGAUGGUUGAAAAGAGAAAACUCCAAUGAUGGAAAGGUGCAUGGUUUUGAGAAACUUAAGUUUGAUUUCUAUGAGAUAAGGCACUUUUGCUUUCAUGGAUAUCUUGACAAAUCAUUGCCGCCAAAUUUUAAUGCAAAGAACCUUGUUGCACUUUACAUGCCUGAAAGCAAAGUUAAAAAACUCUGGACUGGUAACCAGGUUCUUCUUAAUUUGAAAUAUAUUGACCUUAGUUACUCUAAGCAUCUACGCAGAAUACCAGAUUUUUCACUUAUGCCAAAUCUUGAGAGUUUGAUUCUAACAUAUUGUACAAAUUUGCUUGAGGGUUUCUCAUCCAUCCAUAAUCUCCAUAAACUUGUUAUCUUGAAUCUACAAGGAUGCGAAAGCUUUGAUAAUCUUCCAAUUAGUUCUAAUUGCCAAUCUCUUCGAGAAGUUAAUCUCUCCAACUGCUCAAAUCUCAAAAAAGUUUCAUAUCUCCCUAGUACAGUGGAAAAUUUAUAUCUAGAUGGAACUACCAUUAAAGAAUUUCCAUCAAUAGGGCAUUUAUUUAGACUAGUAAGAUUGAGUCUUAGAGAAUGUUCAAAGCUUGAGAGAUUACCAAAUAGUAUUGGUGAGUUGAAAUCUCUUAAAAGUCUUUAUCUUUCGGGUUGUUUCAAACUUGACAGAUUGCCUAAUGACAUGGGAAAUUUACAAACUCUGGAGAAACUGGUACUGGAGGAAAUUUCUUUUGCAGAAAUACCAACAUUUAUGAUAAGUUUGGUCAACCUGAAGAUAUUAUCUUUGACAAGAUGUAAGAUGCAGAAGCGAUUGGGUAUCCCACUCGUCGAUUUAUUUGUCUUCCAAAGAAUGACAACGCUACACCUGAUUGAUUGUUGCAUCGAAGUGUUACCCAACAAUAUUGGCCAAUUAUUCUCACUUGAAUAUUUAAAUCUUGGCCAAAACAAUUUGGAGACGCUACCAGAGAGCAUCAAAGACCUCUCUAACCUGCGAAGUCUUUAUUUAUGCAAUUGCCACAGGCUUAAACACUUACCGGAGCUUCCAAGCAGUCUAGAGGAAAUUAGUGUAGUGAAUUGCGUAUCUCUUGAAUCAAUAUCAAAUUUCCUAUGUAAGGAUUCUUCUAUUGCGCACAUCAACUUCUUCAAUUGUUUCAAAUUAAAAUUUGAGCUGGCAGAUGCUCUCUUGAAUUUUGAGAGAAGUUCAUACUAUCGAUUUUAUCGUCGUAAAGAUAUCUCUUCUCGUUGGCCAAUGACGUGCUUUUUUUACCCUGGAUGCGAAAUUCCAAAGCAUUUUGACUUAAAAAGUAAUGAAUCUUUUGUAGAGUUUCCAAAAGGUUGGGUCAAUGAUAACAUAGUUGGUUUCGCUUUCUAUGCUGUUGUAUCAUUACAAGACUAUCAACAACUUGGAAAUUACCAUGUUGGAUUUCGCCUGAUUAUUAAUGGAAAGGUUGUUUCUGGUCUUUUUUUAAUUAACGAUGGGCAUCAGUUUCUUGAAGGUGAGGAUGUUAUUGAAUCAGAUCAUGUAUUCAUAAGUUAUAAGUUCUUUAAGAACUACUGGGUAAAUUCGAAUAGUCAGGGUGUUGUUGAGUUCUUCAUUAAACAUGCAACUAAGAAUGGUAUGGUUCAAGGCCAGGUGAAAAAAUGUGGAUUGACUUUGUUAUAUGCCAAAAAUAAUGAUUAGAGAAGAGAUGCAAGAGUGGACAGAGAUAUGACAUUUUUCCCCGGCCUUGUUUUUUGGAGUUACAACAAUAAACAUUUUGCAAGGUAUCCUUUCUUUUAUUUUUUUGUAACCUAACCUUUAAUUGUUUCCUCUAGUUAUUUCUAAAUCAUUUCCCUUUCGUUACAAAUAUGUGAUUUAUAUGUUAAGCAUGAAAGGUGUCUUAUACGUUUAAAUUGUUUUAUCAAGUUAUUGUUCAUAACUCAACAUGUCAAUAACUUCAUAUGAUUAAGAUUUUGAUUAUUAUUUUUUGCUUUUUAUUUUAGAGAGAAUGAUUAUACAGUGAUCUCAACCCAUAGCCUAUGGAAAACGGUAUUGUGUCACUCAAUUUGUCAUAUGUAGAAAUUACAUAAGGCUAUGCUGAUAUUGGUAUUAUUGUUAUUAUUAAUGGAAAUAUUCAUUAUAUUUUUAUGAGAUUGAUGAAAGAUCUCAUAAACGAUUGAAACUUGAAGGUUGAAAUGUUGUUAUAGAAAAGGUAAUUGCAAUACUCAGGUACGUUCCAGGGGUAUUUAUGUCUUUCGGCCUUGCUUUGAGACAUUCCAGCUUUAAAUAAAUAUGUUCAAAUGUGUGUUGGUGUAUAUCUAUAUAAAACAAUUGCAAAAAGACAAAGAUGUAUAUAUAGAUAUAUAUCUAUAUUAAAAAGUAUGUAUAUAUAUAAAGAGAGAAAAAAACAAAAAAGAGAACUUUAUGCCUUUUUCCAUCAUCUUCUCCCAUCUCUUCCAGAAGAGAGCGGCCUUCUUCAUGCUUUUUCUUUGUUUUUGGAAGGAAAGUGGAUGAUUUGAAGGGUUUUGAAAGAAAAGUAAGAAAAGAAAAAAAGAGAAAACACUUUGGAGGCCUUGGUAACUAAAAGAUCUCCUUCUUUUCCCCUUACCUAUGUUUAUAUAUAUAUUAGAUGUAUGUUAUAUGAAUAUUUUAGUGUGUUUUGGUGUUGAUUUAAGGUGGUUUUGGUGAUAAAAGAGGUAAGACAAAGAGGAGGGAGCCAACUUGAGAAGAUUAGCUUGAAAUAAGAAGGCAGCACUUCUAGGGAGGGAUGUUACAGUAAUGGGUUGUUGAGUCCUCGGUUAAUGGCGGGAAACAAAUUGAUGCCGUAGAUUUCAUUCAUGCCUUCAGCUUACUGAAAGCUUUCCCCCUGUUCCCCUCUUGAAGACAUACUUAAAGAUUUGAAGGAGAAACUCACAGGGAAAGGGUGUGAGUUCGGGUGGAGAUACUAGUGCACAUUUUAAUUUUCAUACUAAAGCAUAAUGAGUGACUGAUUCUCGGAAAUUCCACUGUAACUAAAUGCAAAAUGAGAAUUUUCUUUUCAAUACAGAUUGAUGUAAAUGCACAGGAACUUGCUGCUUUGAAAGGUGUAGUUAGUUGUGUCCAAGAGUAGAGGCUUGAACCUGACUAUCCUCUUGAUCCACUUCAGAAAAGGACUGAACAACUGGAGAGGUCGAAAUCUGAUAAGAAAAGGGGUGGAGGUUUUGGUAGACGUCAACACUUUGAGAAACAAAGAGCAAACUGAACAUCGUAGGCUUGUUCUGCCUGUUUUCUGAUCUGUCGUGCACUCGUGAGCAAGAUGCAACAUUUUAUUUGACAGGGAAGCAUAUGGAGGAAAACAAUUGAUCAAAGAAUAUGCUUUUAUCCCCAAGAUGUAGUUAUCAAAUGCAUGAUUUGUGUGCAACCUUAAUGAAUGUGUAGAGAAUUUAUUUGUGAGUGAAUAACAUUUUCCCUGACUGAGGCGAACUCUCCCGUUGAUAUGCUAAGUUAUUACCUUUUCAAUGCUUUUGUUUUGGUGCGAUCUCCAUUGAUCCUUAGUGAAUGACUCUAAUGAAUAUUCUUUUUAUUGAUAUAUGAUUUAGCAACCUUUCAAUUAACAGGCAAAUUGGUUGAAAGAUCAUCUUUUCUGUUCUC
Messenger RNA from Mangifera indica (mango), 5504 nucleotides. Its product is annotated as disease resistance protein RPP2B-like. The transcript is spliced from 7 exons. Gene Ontology annotation, molecular function: protein binding; ADP binding. Lineage: Eukaryota; Viridiplantae; Streptophyta; Magnoliopsida; Sapindales; Anacardiaceae. The coding region runs from base 132 to 3575 and encodes 1147 amino acids. The record is from RefSeq and is a predicted model, not a curated record. Gene Ontology annotation, biological process: defense response; signal transduction.